Molecule: messenger RNA, 2379 nt
Organism: Brassica rapa (field mustard)
Lineage: Eukaryota; Viridiplantae; Streptophyta; Magnoliopsida; Brassicales; Brassicaceae
Product: probable glucuronoxylan glucuronosyltransferase IRX7
Biological process (GO): glucuronoxylan biosynthetic process
Molecular function (GO): glycosyltransferase activity
Source: RefSeq, a predicted model, not a curated record
UGAAGAAAAAUGCAAAUCUACGAAAUAUAAUAAAACUAUUGUUAUACGAUUUUACAAUUGUCACUGUAUCAUACAUUAAAAUAAAAUUAUUUGAUAUAUACUAGAAAUCUCUUAAGAAAAUGUAUUCGUUUAAAUAAAAGAGAAUACCAAAAUUUGGUGGCUUCCCAUUGGUUCUCUAUUCGAAUUGGGUCUAUUAUUCCAUGCCGUGUACGGGAAUACUACCUAACAUAAUCUGAUAAGGAUAAGCUUUAGUAUUUAGCUUAAACAAAACCAAUCAAAGGUUUCACUACUUAAAUCAAUCUUCUAUAUAGUAAAAGGCUAAAAGCUAGUGCGAUUCGAAAGCUUAAAGAGAUCUUAUAAAUUUAGCCAGUUAAUUUCUGUUCAGUCUCUUUAUUUACACUAUUUGAUAUGAAGCAAGACUUGAUUUUAGUUGUACUAUUUCUACAAUUCAAUAAUUCUAAUAAACUGGUAUAAAUUUCGAUGUCCUCUAAUAUCUUUUUUUUUUGUACAAAACGAGUUCUAGAUGACAUUUUUGCUCAUAAAAAAAGUUAUGAGAAACUUCAAUGUUUUUUUACAAAAUAGUCGGCAAAAAAAAGAAAUUAUUAGAAAUAUAAAUGUUUUAUUUAUAUCUCUUAAGAGUCAGCAAAGAAAAAAGAUUAAUUAUAUAGCUUUCAUCAAACUUUUUUUUUCAUCAAACAAUAUUAUAUAGCUUUCAUCAAACUUUCUUCAACUUCUGUUGUUCCACCUUACACCAUUCCUUAAUAUCCACUUUAUCUCGCGAACCCAAUUUCGAAAACCCCUCUUCACCAACUUAAAACCCUAUUAACUUAUCCCAACAAUCAGAUGAUUUCAAUCGAACAGGAGGAAGCCUUACAAUUUAUCCAAGAAAACCAAGAACCAUGAUAACACAUAAACAAAGAAGAACAGAGAAAGGACUCUGUUUUAAACACUACUUCAAAUGGAUCCUCUGUUUUUCAUUCACUCUCUAUUGUCUCGUUUCCUUCUUAGUCGAUCAUGACCAGGAAGACCUUCCUUUGUCUCCUUCUUCUUUCUCCCGACCAAACACUUUUCUAACUAACCCUAAAACCAAGUUUAUCGCUUCUCAUGCCGUGUUUGAAUCUAAAAUCCAUGAUCACGCACUUAUCUUUCCCCCACAACGUCCAAACAUCAGAACUGAUGUAUUCAACAAUUUGAAAAUAUACGUCUAUGACUUGCCUUCCAAGUUCAACACAGACUGGUUAGCCAACAACAGAUGCAGCAACCAUCUCUUCGCGGCCGAGGUGGCUCUUCACAAGGCGUUGCUGAGCCUCGAGGGAGACGUGCGGACGGAAGAUCCGCACGAAGCAGAUUUCUUCUUCGUCCCUGUUUAUGUCUCAUGUAAUUUCAGCACAGUCAACGGCUUUCCAGCGAUUGGCCACGCCAGAUCACUCAUCAAGGAAGCAAUCGAGCUCGUCUCAGCUCAAUACCCGUUUUGGAACCGAACCAGUGGCUCUGACCACGUCUUCACCGCCACACACGACUUCGGCUCUUGCUUCCACACCAUGGAGGAUAGAGCAAUUGCUGAUGGGGUACCAAGGAUUUUGAGGAACUCUAUAGUUUUGCAAACUUUUGGUGUUACGUUUAAGCAUCCAUGCCAAGAAGUAGAGAACGUUGUGAUACCACCGUACAUAUCCCCUGUAAGUUUGCACAAGACUCAAAAGAAUAUUCCGGUAACUAAGGAGCGAGACAUUAAGGUUUUCUUCCGGGGCAAGAUGGAGUUUCAUCCCAAAAACAUCAGUGGACGCUUUUACAGCAAGCGCGUAAGGACGGAGAUAUGGAGGAGUUACAGCAGCGACCGGAGGUUUUAUCUCCAACGACAGAGAUUUGCCGGUUAUCAGUCAGAAAUUGCUCGUUCUGUUUUCUGUUUAUGUCCUCUCGGGUGGGCCCCGUGGAGUCCGAGACUUGUUGAGUCGGUUGCCCUUGGCUGCGUGCCCGUUAUUAUCGCCGACGGUAUCCGUUUGCCGUUCCCUUCUGCCGUGCGUUGGCCGGAUAUCUCUCUCACGGUUGCGGAGCGAGACGUUGGGAAGCUCGGAGAGAUUUUGGAACACGUGGCGGAAACUAAUUUGUCCGUCAUACAGAAGAACCUGGAGGAUCCGUCUGUUAAGCGGGCCCUUCUGUUUAAUGUCCUUCCGCAAGAGGGAGAUGCCACGUGGCAAGUUUUGGAGGCUUUGUCGAAAAAAUUGCAUAGGUCCGCUAUAAGAAGAUCAAAUGCUUUUCUGUAAACCAAUUUUGUUUUUUUUUUUUCCUUGUCACGGGUAUUGGUACUGCUUUGAGAGUUAAUGUAUCAGAAAUGUAGCAAAGUGAUUUGAUGAAUCUGAGUUUACCGGCUUUAGAAUUUGA